Molecule: messenger RNA, 3644 nt
Organism: Colias croceus (clouded yellow)
Lineage: Eukaryota; Metazoa; Arthropoda; Insecta; Lepidoptera; Pieridae
Exons: 1
Coding region: 9-3110 (1033 amino acids)
Biological process (GO): DNA integration
Molecular function (GO): nucleic acid binding
Source: RefSeq, a predicted model, not a curated record
AACGUUUCAUGUGCCUCGAAAGAAAGCUACAGGCUUCACCUAAAUUAAGGUUGGCAUAUGAUGACGUCAUAAAGGAUUAUCUAACUAAGAAUUAUAUUUCACCCGCGCCUCCGUAUGAUCCGCGUGACCCUACACCUAUUUAUAUUAUACCGCAUCACGCUGUUCUGCGCGAGGAUAAAUCGUCGACUAAGCUGCGCAUGGUUUUAGAUGCUAGCAUGCCAACUUCUGGAAGCCAGCGUUCAUUGAAUGACCUUCUGCAUGUUGGGCCGAAUUUACAAGGCAAUUUGUUUACAAUAAUUUUAGGUUUUCGUCUCCACGCGAUUGCCAUGACCGCCGAUUGCCGCCAACAAUUUCUGCAGAUUUUCGUGCGUGAGUUUGAUCGUCGUUUUCAAUGUUUUUUAUAUCGUUUCAGCCCGCAGGAUCCGCUGCUUCUUUAUCAAUUUAAUCGAGUUUGCUUUGGCAUCAAGUCUAGUCCUUAUCAUGCACUGCGCACGGUAAGACAGCUCGUAGAAGAUGACGGCGCGAAAUAUCCGCUCGCGAGUAGCAUUGCGUCUUCCUCGUUGUAUAUGGAUGAUAUCGCCUUCUCUAUUCCCACGGAAUGUGAAGCAGUUUCCGCGUCGCAGCAGCUCAUCGAUUUGUUUAAGGGAGCUCAGUGGGAUCUAGUUAAAUGGAAUAGUAAUAGUAGAAAUGUGUUAGAUAAUCUUCCCGCUUCGCACAAACUUUUACCCUCCGCGGUGGAGUUUGAUAAGACCGUGCAACAUAAAUUACUUGGUCUGCAUUGGUCUACUGUUGAUGAUUGUUUUUAUUUUAAAAUUACCGCACCCGCCGAUGUGAUGUGCACUAAGCGCUCCAUCUUGUCAACUAUCGCCCGUCUGUGGGACAUAAUGGGCUUCGUUGCUCCCACAGUCGUGUAUGCCAAACUGUUAAUAAAACAACUUUGGCAACUUAAUCUUGAUUGGGAUGAUUCUCCGCCUCCACACGUUAUUAAAAUGUGGAAACAGUUCUGUGAUGAAUUACCAGCUCUUAAUGAUAUUCGCAUACCACGUCAUAUAGGUUUUACUUGUGAUUGUAUUCUCACUCUUAUGGCUUUCUCUGACGCUAGUGAACUUGCCUACGGAGCAGUCGUGUACGCUCAUGUCAGCACUGUCUCUGGUAACGUCAUUCGUCUUAUUUGUUCUAAAUCUAAAGUCGCUCCAUCUAAACCGCUAACAAUCGCUCGCUUAGAACUUUGUGGUGCACUCCUAAUGUCAAAGCUGCUUCGCACUGUCCUUGACAGUUAUUCACAACACUACAAAAUUAAUGCAUACGCAUUUACCGACUCUAAAGUCGCGCUCUAUUGGAUUAAAGGUUCGCCGCACCAGUGGCAGACGUUUGUCGCAAACCGCGUUGUGAAGAUCACAGAUAACAUCCCAUCAGAUAAUUUCUACCAUGUUUCUGGUAUUGAAAAUCCCGCUGACGUUCUUUCGCGUGGCAUUACGCCACUAAAUCUCGUCUCGCACCCUCUGUGGUUCCAAGGACCCCAGUGGGCUCGUUCGGACCCAUCUGAUUGGCCUCUUAGGAGUCUCGAUGGUGAGUCUAUUGCAGACAUUCCCGAACGAAAAUUAUUAGCGCACACUGUGUGCUCGCCUAUAAAGCAUUGCGCUUUAUAUGAUACCGCCCUUCGCGUAUCCUCAUGGAGUAGGCUUUUACGCGUUGUUGUUUAUAUUUAUAGGUUCCUUAAAUUGUUACCCCGCCGCGGUGUUAUGAUGACCGCAGAGGACCUUAAUUUCUCUGAGAAUAAACUUCUCGCCGCCCUGCAAAAUAAAUAUUUUGCAGAGGAGUAUUCUAAUAUACUCAAUAAUAAAUCUUGUUCGCAGGCUUUUAAUCGCUUGAGGCCUUUUAUUCGCAACGGACUUAUCCUCGUUGGAGGACGUCUGAGUAAUUCCGCCCUGGAAUAUGCACAUAAGCAUCCAGUGAUAUUACCGCGCAAUGAUCAUAUCGUUAACAUGAUCAUUGAUUAUUAUCAUAUUAAAUAUAUGCACGCCGGACCGGAACUUUUAAUGUCGUUGCUUCGCCAAAAGUAUUGGAUUCUUUCCGCACGUCGUAUUGUUAGACAAAGAAUUCACUCAUGUAAUACUUGCUUCCGCAUGAAACCGCGUCCAACUUACCCGCUGAUGGCUGAUUUGCCUGAAUGUCGUACACGCCAAGCCGUUAAAGCAUUCAGCGUAACAGCUUCUGAUUACGCAGGGCCUAUCGCUUACACUCCUGUGCGCCGCCGUGGUGUUCACAGCGAGAAAGCAUACCUGUGUAUUUUUACGUGCCUCACUACGCGUGCAGUGCACAUCGAAGUUGCGACCGACCUCAGCACUCCUAGUUUUCUUGCCGCGCUCAAAAGGUUUCUCUCGCGUCGAGGACCCGUUGAUACUAUGUAUACGGAUAACGGUACUAAUUACAAAGGAGCCGAUUCCUAUCUCCGCGAUUUAUAUAAAUUUCUUAAUAACGAAUAUCGUUCGAACCUGGAGCACGAGUUCGCUGAGAGUCGUAUAAAUUGGAAGUUUAUUUGUCCCAACUCUCCACAUUUUGGAGGUGCUUGGGAAAGUAUGGUGAAAGUAAUUAAAACGCAUUUGUUUCGAGUUAUCGGUCAACAAAUAUUAUCGUAUGAAGAACUUUGUACUGUUCUCACUCAAAUUGAGUGUUUACUUAACUCGCGACCGCUGACAGUACUGAGUUCAGACCCCGCAGAACCCUCGGCUUUAACACCGAGUCAUUUUUUAAAUACCGCUCCUUUAUUAUCAUUACCCGCGCCGCAAGUCAAAUCUGAUCACGUCAGUUUGCUUGAUAGGCAUUCGCUACUGGACAAGUUAGUCCAGUCGUUUUGGAAACGUUGGAGAAUGGAAUACUUACACGGUCUGCAGGUUAGGCAGAAAUGGAAUACGCCUUCCACACCUAUUACUCCUGGAACGGUCGUGGUUGUGAUAAAUGAUAAUGCACCGCCCCUAACCUGGCCUUUAGCCGUCGUAGAGAAAGUACAUCCUUCAAAGGACGACGUCGCGCGCGUUUGUACAGUUAGAACCGCCAAGGGAACUUACCUUCGCCCGGUCGUUCGUUUAUGUCCGCUUCCAAGACAAUAGUUAAACCGCAUUAGUAUAUUACCGCAGUUAGUUAAGUUUAAUCUUAAGUUUUUCGCACCGCUUUAGUUAUAAUUUGUUAGUUAUAAAUACCGCCGUGACUUUAGGAAUUUUUAUACCCCGCUCGCAUUACGCGAUCCUAGAGUCAUAGAAUUUGUUAGUUAUAUUCCGCCGUGACUUUUAGGAUUUUUUAUUAUCCCGCUCGCAUUUUGCGCUCCUAGAGCCAUAGAAUUUUUUAUUUAUAUUACCGCCGUGGCUCUUAGGACUUUAUAAACCCGCGCGCAUUAUGUGAUCCUAGAGUCAUAGUUUUUCGCUGUAUCUUAUGAUUGGUUUUAAAUGGUGACCCAUUUAGGGCGGGUGGAUAUGGUAACGCCAAUAUAAUUAAAAUAGUAAAUGUAGAUAUUAAAUGUUUAUUAUUCUGUGGUGUAUUCCUUCAUCCUUCCCUACAUACGAGCACAACCAAUCAUCGCGCGCUAUUUAGCGCUCGUCACGUGACCUACCUAUGUCACGAACGACAGACAGUAGUUCUCUCCGAUC